This is a messenger RNA of Phalaenopsis equestris, 3345 nucleotides long. RefSeq lists its product as uncharacterized. Gene Ontology annotation, molecular function: starch binding. Bases 179 to 3160 code for a protein of 993 amino acids. Gene Ontology annotation, cellular component: chloroplast stroma; starch grain. The record is from RefSeq and is a predicted model, not a curated record. Gene Ontology annotation, biological process: starch metabolic process; regulation of starch metabolic process. The transcript is spliced from 19 exons. NCBI's taxonomy places the organism in Eukaryota, Viridiplantae, Streptophyta, Magnoliopsida, Asparagales, Orchidaceae.
CGAGUUCAUCCUCGAUCCGAGCAGCGCCGUAGCUUUCCCGCUUUGUCUCCUUUCUGCAGCGCUCCGCCUCCGGAGUUGGUUCUAUGAAUUCUCUGUCGAUCCGCCAUCGGAUAUCCUCUUGCAGACUACAUUCUGCGUGAGGCUUGUACGAUCAGGGCUGGGGUCUUUGGAGUGAGUAAUGGCCGCGAGUUCCGGAGGCUUGGCGCCGCAGCCAUUAUGCUUUAGAAUCAGGAGGGCGGGCACUUUCCCUUCGCUGCAAGGCUCGCGAGCACUAGAGCUCGGCAGGAGGAGGGUUGAAGAAGGGAUUCGAUACUGUUGCUCGGACUCGGAGCUUCGCAAACUUGCUCGGGGUAAGAGUGCCGCGGAUACGCUCGAGGAGUGGCGACGGAUCGACGUGAAGAAUAGCCCCAGGAAAAUUCGUGCGAGAGCUAUGCCGGUUAUCCCCUUAUCUUUUGCAAGGUCUAAAGGGCUUUCUAAGCAGAACGAUUUUUAUCCUAGAUGCAACAACACAAGGAACAAUGCCCCUCAAUCUCGUGACACUCCGCCUGAAAGAGACACUGGUAUUGGUAGUGAAAAGGAUUGGGGAAUCAACUUGUUGGAUGAGCAUGUUAAUGAAUCUGGCGUUAAUCAGGAUGGCAGUACAUGGUAUCGAGAAAGCGGAGAGGAACGCGGAAAUAAUGGCUACAAGUGCCGAUGGAACAAAAUGGGCGGCCAGUCCCAUGACGGUUCCUCAGAAUGGAAAGAAAAUUGGUGGGAGAAAAGUGAUUGGACUGGAUACAAAGAAUUAGGAUGGAUCCACAGCAAGAACGCCGUAAAAGAAUGUCAUGUGCUGCAACUAUUGCAAUAUUGUUGUUGGAGUACUACCGCUCCAGCACUAGUUAAAAACAAAUUAGUUAGAGGAGCUAUGAAACGAUUUCAACAUUCCUCAGAAACAAUUAACCGAUACUUCUCCAAAGUUGUGCAAGCACUUGUGAGGUUAGCGUCGCAAAUCAUUAGGUCAGAUGAUCCAUUGUUCGCUACUGCUUCUGAACAAAUUGCCAAUGAUUCCCGUUAUAUGCCAUAUUUUAAGGGUAAUCGACGGUACGCACGUAGAUGCCCGACUACUCAGCCACAAAAAGGUCACGUACAUUGCUCGGAGUGGUUCAACUACGCAAAAUAUCAUGACAGUAUGAGACUUCAACAUGUGAUUCACAUUUGUAAUGACGGGAUGAGAAGUGCGGAGAAAUCUGGAAAAAAUGCUGAUGGAGAUUCAUGGUGGGAGACAUGGCAAGAAAUUCUCUACCAAGAUGAAUGGAGUAAUCUUGCAAGGAUAGAGAGGAGCGCACAGAAGCAAGCAAAAUCAGGUUCAGAAAAUGCUGAAUGGUAUGAGAAUUGGUCGGAAAAAUAUGAUGCCAAAGGUUGGGCCAAAAAAGGAGCUUACAAGCAUGGAUCCCAUAAUGAUCAAUCAUGGUGGGAAAAGUGGGGGGAAGAAUAUGAUGGUAGAGGAUCAGUAAAUAAAUGGACGGAUAAAUGGGCGGCUCAGACUAACCUUGGCACGAAAUGGGGAGAUAAGUGGGAGGAAAACUUCUUUUCGGGUAUAGGAUCCCGUCAUGGUGAAACAUGGCAUCUCUCCUCUACCAGUGAACGUUGGUCAAGAACCUGGGGUGAAGAACACUUCGGAAAUGGGAAGGUGCACAAAUACGGCAAGAGCACAACAGGAGAGAGCUGGGAUAUCGUGGUGGAUGAAGAGACCUACUAUGAGUCAGAGCCUCAUUAUGGAUGGGCAGAUGUUGUGGGUGAUUCAACUCAGUUGCUGUCCAUAAAGCCUUUGGAAAGACCACCUGGAGUAUUCCCUGAUUUAAAUUUUGGAUCUUCUCCAAGGCCACCUGGUCCACCCCCCUCCAAUUUUGUUUAUGCGGCACAAACUUUUAUCCCAUGGAGUCAACUAGUCUUCCCCUUCCCCAGUACACCUUUUUUUUUUCACAGUUUUAAAGCAGAGGCGUGGAAGAGAAUGGAGAUCACAUCAGAAGCAAAGAUGAAGCACUCCAUUCUCUUCUUCCUCCUCCCCUUCCUCCUCCUUCUCCUCAUCUCUGAGUCCGAAUCUGUCACUUUCAACUGCACGGGAACCACGACAUGCCAAAGCCUGGUGGAAUACAUCCCCAUCAACUCCACCACCUACAGCGCCAUCCUCUCCCUCUUCCAAGUCCCCAACCUCUCCCGACUGCUCGGAGCCAACAACCUCCCUCUCUCCACACCCGCCUCCCAACCCAUCCCCGCCUCCUCCGUCGUCCGCGUUCCUCUCCCCUGCUCCUGCUCCGACGGCAAAGGCCGCUCCAACCACACCCCUGUCUACACCGUCAAGCCCACCGACGUCGGCCUCGACAACAUAGCUCGGCUCACCUAUGACCUACUCAUCUCUUAUGAGGAAAUCGCCGCCGCUAAUAACAUCGCCGCCCCGUACAAUAUACAUACGGGGGAGAAGCUGUGGAUACCGCUGCCCUGCAGCUGCGACGUGGUGGAUGAGAAGGAGGUGGUCCAUCUAGCGCACCUGGUGCAGCCUGGAAGCACCAUAGAUUUAAUCGCAGACGAGUUUGGAACCUCGCCGGAGACUCUGCUUCGGAUCAAUGGGAUUGGUGAUCCGCGGAAGCUAGAGGCAGGACAGGCCAUAGAUGUUCCUCUCAGAGCUUGUUCUUCUUCAAUCAGCACAUCAUCAUCGGACAGCAAUCUACGCCUCGCCAACGAUAGCUAUGCGCUCACAGCCUACGACUGCAUCCAGUGCAGUUGCAGCGCUGCCUCGGGUUACCAGCUAUCCUGCCAUUCUACGCAAGGCUUGAGCAAAUCGUGCCCUUCUGUCAAAUGCGACAACCAGUUGCUGCUUGGCAACACGAUCAAGUCCGGCUGCGAGCAAACCAGCUGCGCCUACGCCGGUUUCACCAAAGCCAACGGCGCAGCGAAGCCCGACAUCCUCACCAAGACCAUCAACCAAUCGCUUUGUAACAAUGAAGGCGUGCCUGCACCAUCUCCUGGCCCAUCAGCCGGUGGCUUUGCUGGUUCCACGCCUAGUGGAGGCUCGCCGCAGGGUAGCAGCCAGGCCGGUAUACGGACAAGACUAGAAGAGAAUUUGUUGUGGCUGUCGAUCGCUCUUAUCGUAGCGGUUAUUGGUUCUGGCCAUAGAGCAUGACUAUUUUCUUAUUUUACAGUUGGCUAGAGAUGUAAGACUAUUACCAGAGUUCAUUUUGUUUGCGUUUUGGUUUUGAUUGUAAAACCAAUUUUCGUCAGUCUCAUUUGCAUCAGAGACCGUAUACUUCUACUUAAUUGUUUUGAGUGAUUUUUUAAAAGAAUAAGGAUAAAUUUAUUAUAAAUUUU